AUCCAGUGUCUAGUGUGUAAUAGUGGUCCCUAGUGUGCGGACCGGUUUUAUCGGAGACGACGCACGGAACAUGGAUGUAACUUGUUCCCCACUAUCGCAAGAAAGACGCCUGGAAAGCCGGUAUAACGGGCAAAUAAUGGAAGAUAACCACGCGGUCGAGAUAUCGAUUCCCCUGAUGCACAAUGGGGCGAACUUGGUCUUCCAAAACAUCUCCUAUCUGAUCCAGCAGCGAAAGAAGGAGAAACAGUUGCUGAAGAACAUCUCCGGUAUAUUCAGAGCCGGGCGGCUUACGGCCAUUCUUGGACCGUCGGGUGCCGGCAAAUCGACGCUGCUGAAUGUGCUUAGUGGGUUCAAAACACAGGGCGUGAGUGGUAACAUAGUGAUUAACAACGAAGUUAUCGAUCGGCAGCGUUACCGGCAGCUGGUGGCCUACACGGCCCAGGAUGUGGCCUUGCUGCCCAACAUAACACUGCGCGAGAGCUUACAUUAUGCGGCGGAUUUGAAGCUAUCGAAGACCAUCACGCAGCAACAGAAGGGCAAGAUCGUGAACGAUGUGAUUGCGGUGCUGGGGCUGGAGAAAUGUGCCCUAACGCAGGCGCAGCUGCUUUCCGGGGGCGAGAAGAAGCGGCUGUCGAUCGGCCUAGAGCUCGUCUCCAAUCCACAGAUCAUGUUCUUCGACGAACCGACGAGCGGACUAGACAGCGUGGCGUCCUUGCAGGUGAUCUCGUACAUGAAAGACCUGGCCCGCCAGGGACGGUGCGUGGUCAGUGUCAUCCAUCAACCGAGCUCGGAGCUACUCGAGCUGUUUGACGAUAUCUACGUCGUUGUCGAUGGCCGCUGUAUGUACCAGGGAUCGUUGGACGAUCUGAUACCGACGUUUACGGAGGCCGGUUUCCCGUGUCCUCCGUACUACAACCGGGCGGACUUUGUGCUAAAAAUUGCGUCCAAGUCUAACCAGUGCAAUACGGAUUUCGAAAAGCUGAUGACAAAAUCGGAAAAAUCCGUUAACGCAACGAUGAGCAUCGGUAAGGGGCUAGAGACAGAGAACCAAGCUGAGCAUGAUCGUUUAAUUUUCAUUCGUACAGGAAUACAGGAAUUCGGCUCCACGGAGUUUCUGGCCGAUGGACGUGGCCCGCAGUAUCCGAUCGGGUGGUGGAAGCAGUUCAGUAUCCUGACGCGACGCACUUCGCUCGGUACGAUACGCAAUCCGGCGCUGAUGGGACUUCGAUUUUUCGGCCACAUACUGUUCGGGCUCACGAUUGGGUUCGUUUUUCUGAACAUUGGCGACGACGCGUCGAAGGUGCUGUCGAACAUUUCGCUGCUGAUUGCCUUCCUGAUGUUUAUCAUCUUUGCCAAUGCAAUGACCGUGAUCCUGACGUUUCCGCUGGAGAUGGCCGUGUUCGUGCGGGAGCACAAGAGCAACUACUAUUCCGUUUCGGCGUACUUCUUCUCGAAGCUGGUGGCCGACUUCCCGUGGAUGAUAACGGGUGUGACGGCGUUCCAGCUUAUCAUGUACUAUCUGAGCGGGCAGCUCAACGAAACCGAUCGCAUCGUGAUGUUCUGGGGCAUCUGCGUGCUGUUCGGCUGGUUGUCACAGGUGUACGGCCUGAUCGCGGGCUGUCUGUUCUCGAUCGAAGUGAGCCCGUUCAUAGUGCCCGCCUCGAUCAUACCGGCGCUACUGUUCUCUGGGUUCUUCAUUCGCUACAACGAGCUGAUGGAUUGCUUCAAACCACUCACGCUGAUCAGCUACUUUCGCUACGGGUUCGAGGGGCUCGUGCAAGCAACGUACGGCCACAACCGAACGGAGCUGGGCUGUGAAGAGAUCUUCUGCUACUACCGAAAGACGAGCAAAAUACUGGAAGCACUGCACAUGGAACCGGACCGAUACUGGACCGAUGUGGCUGGGCUGUCCGUCUGGAUUGUCCUCCUGCACAUUGUCUUGUACUUCAGCCUAAGGUUGAGACUUCGGAUGAAUCGUUGAGCGGCUAGCUUUACUCGAAUAAGAAUCCCAUCGAAGAGUGUUCCGGCCAGCGAGAUGGUUGUUAAUGGGCCGAUAGGAAUCGUCCAAAUGGAGUUAAUUGCUGUUGUCUCGGUGCAUCGUUACAUCACGCCCGUGCACCGGGCGAGUGAGUACGAACGAAGUAGAUCAAUCUACUGUGUAAAAAAUACCACAACCACACCUGUUACUAGCACCACGUUGCGUGUCGUAAUAUUCUAUUGAAUAAUCAUAUCCCCGACCGUGUCCUAUGGACGGCUAAUUAAGCUAACAGACUGGUAUAGGGUGACAUUAAAAUCGAAAUAAACGUUAUACUUAUACCGUC
This is a messenger RNA of Anopheles bellator, 2321 nucleotides long. Its product is annotated as ATP-binding cassette sub-family G member 1-like. Gene Ontology annotation, cellular component: plasma membrane. Gene Ontology annotation, molecular function: ABC-type transporter activity; ATP binding; ATP hydrolysis activity. NCBI's taxonomy places the organism in Eukaryota, Metazoa, Arthropoda, Insecta, Diptera, Culicidae. The transcript has 5 exons. The record is from RefSeq and is a predicted model, not a curated record. Bases 71 to 1981 code for a protein of 636 amino acids.